AUGUUCUCCCGAUUCUGCUCAAGAUCCUUAACUUCUCGUGUACCCUUUUUCAUUCGCGCAGUGGCCACUACUCCAGAAGGCAUCAUUGACAAGGACGUGUUAGAGCGUGCCAUCAACAAGAAGCCGAACAAGCAUUACCACAUCCUGAGUACUCGGUAUCAUUCAAGUAACCGAGAAUACCUCCAGAUUUUAGAGCAGUGUUGGGGUGAGCAACCUAAACGCCAAGCUGUUGGUAUCAGUGAUAGAAUCGCGAAGGGAAUUGUUGACAUGCUUUUCUUCUGUGGUAACCUGUACUUCCGUGACAACUAUAUCCGAAGAGCCAUCUUCCUGGAGAGCGUGGCGUCCGUUCCGGGUUUGGUUUGCAGCAGCCUCCACCAUUUGCGCUGUUUGAGACGCCUUCAGCCAAACGAAUGGAUAAAACCGCUCGUGGACGAAGCUGAAAACGAGCGAAUGCACUUGCUUGCAGUUCGCACGUACACCAAUCUGACGAUAGUUCAAAAGCUAUUCAUCCGCAUUCUUCAGGUGAGCUUUGUCUCCCUGUUUUCAUUCAUGUUUGUAUUCACUCCUCGCACGUCCCAUCGACUCGUGGGGUUCCUUGAGGAGCACGCCGUGGACUCCUACACGGAAAUGAUCAAGCGUAUCGACACUGGAAAACUCAAAAACGAACGUGCGACGCAGAUUACCAAGGAUUACUGGGGUCUGCCCGAGGACGCGACGCUCCGCGAUGCCUUGCUGGUGAUUCGAGCGGACGAAGCGGACCAUCGUCUCGUGAACCACACGCUGGGUGAUGAGUAUGACAAGAAGGUGGCGCCCAAUGGAAAGUGGUAUGCUGGCUUGCACUUCCCGAUCGAUCUGCACUCUUCGUUCGGUCCCUACAUGGACUUUUCGAAGUACAAGAAGCAGGAGUAACGGUGAAUAACGAAACGAUGUACACUCAU
This is a messenger RNA of Blastocystis hominis, 938 nucleotides long. RefSeq names its product Alternative oxydase (AOX). The record is from RefSeq and is a predicted model, not a curated record. The transcript has 2 exons. Bases 1 to 909 code for a protein of 302 amino acids. NCBI's taxonomy places the organism in Eukaryota, Bigyra, Opalinata, Blastocystidae. Gene Ontology annotation, molecular function: alternative oxidase activity. Gene Ontology annotation, biological process: alternative respiration. Gene Ontology annotation, cellular component: mitochondrion.